Tribolium madens (black flour beetle) is the source of this 1192-nucleotide messenger RNA. RefSeq names its product hydroxyacid oxidase 1. Gene Ontology annotation, molecular function: FMN binding; oxidoreductase activity. The record is from RefSeq and is a predicted model, not a curated record. Lineage: Eukaryota; Metazoa; Arthropoda; Insecta; Coleoptera; Tenebrionidae. Bases 29 to 1132 code for a protein of 367 amino acids. The transcript is spliced from 3 exons.
UCAGUCGCCACGAAACAACCAAGAAAAAAUGAGCGAGGCAAUAGUUUGUGUCAAAGACUUUGAAAAACAUGCUUUCAAUGUCUUGCCACGAAAUGCUCUCGAUUACUAUCGAAGUGGGGCUGGUGCCGAAGAGACUUUGGCUCAUAAUAGGAAAGCCUACUCCAAGUACAAAAUUAGGCCAAGAUGUUUAAGAAACGUUGCCAAAAGAGACCUUUCGACCACUGUGUUAGGCGAGAAAGUCCAAAUUCCGAUCGGGAUUUCCCCCACGGCUAUGCAAAGGAUGGCCCACCCAGAGGGCGAGUGUGCCAAUGCUCGAGCUGCUCAGGCCAUGGGUACCAUCUUCACUUUAAGCACCAUAGCAACUAGCAGCAUUGAAGAAGUGGCACAAGCGGCCCCCUACUGUACCAAAUGGUUCCAACUCUACAUCUACAAUGACCGAAACGUCACCCGCAGACUGGUCGAAAGGGCCGAAAAGGCCGGUUUCAAAGCCCUAGUCCUCACCGUCGACACCCCCAUGUUCGGGCUGCGUCUCGCCGACAUUCGUAAUAAAUUUGUCUUGCCCCCGCAUCUUAAAUUCGCCAAUUUUGCUGGCGACAAAGCCACCGGUAUUAACCAAACCGAGUCCGGUUCUGGUCUCAACAACUAUGUGAACCGACUUUUCGACCAAAGCUUGGAAUGGAAAGACAUCAAGUGGCUCCAGAGUUUCACUAAACUACCAAUUGUUGUGAAAGGAGUUUUGACGGCUGAAGAUGCUCUUAUUGCGGCAGAUUUGGGGGUACAGGGAAUACUGGUUUCGAAUCAUGGAGCCAGACAGGUUGAUGGGACACCAGCCUCGAUUGAGGCUCUCCCAGAGAUUGUGCGAGCGGUUGGAGACAGAGUCGAGGUUUAUAUGGAUGGGGGCAUCACUGACGGUACUAACGUCUUCAAAGCUUUAGCAUUGGGCGCAAGGAUGGUGUUCUUUGGAAGACCGGCCCUAUGGGGCCUGGCCCACAGUGGAGAAGAAGGGGUCAAGAAAAUCCUAAAUAUACUUAAAACCGAACUUGAUUAUGCCAUGGCUAUUACAGGGUGUGCUACUGUGAGGGAUAUUGACCACAGGAUGGUCGUACAUGAGAGUUAUUAUAACAAAUUAUAAAAAAUGUGAUUAUGUAAUUAAGUAUAGGCAACCAAAUAUACGUUUUCGGUGUCAAGGACA